This is a messenger RNA of Blepharisma stoltei, 828 nucleotides long. Lineage: Eukaryota; Ciliophora; Heterotrichea; Heterotrichida; Blepharismidae. The record is from the annotation of a GenBank genome assembly.
AUGUCUGUCAACGCAUCAAGUAUCCCUAAAGGCGAUUCUAUAGAAAAGAGCAAGCAGCUAAAAGAAAGAGGUAAUUAUUAUUUUUCUCAACAAAAUUACAAUGAUGCAAUAUCAUGUUAUACCCAAGCAAUAAAAUUGAAUUCUAAUGACUCUAUAUUUUAUUCUAACCGAGCCAGAUGUUAUUUAAAUUUAUUUCGCUAUGAAAACGCUUUAGAAGACGCCCAAGCUUCAAUCCAAUUGGAUUCAACAAAUAUCAAAGCUCAUAUAAUAGCUGUCAAGUCUCAAGCAAAUUUAGCAAAAUUCUCAUACGAUAUGGAAAAAAUUGAGAUUGCAUUAAAUCAAUGCAGAGCCGCUGUAUUAGUUGCGAAAAUAAUGGGAAGCAAAGACUUUAUAAAAAUCUGUAAAGAGCUUAAACAUAAAAUUAAAGCCUUGAAGUGAUGUGUGAGCAUAGAGCAUCAUAACCAGCAAGUACAUGAACUUUUAAAUUAUUAUGGCAGGAUGCCAGCACUAGAAAGCUCCUUGAAAAAAUACGUAAAGUAUAUUUCUACUCCAGAAAUCCCUGAAAGUUUAAAUUGUGCUAUAACUUUUGACCUUUUCAUUGAUCCUGUCACAAAUUCAACAGGGCAUAGCUAUGAAAGAGAAGCUAUUCAAGCUUAUAUGAAUGCAGGCAGACAUUAUAUUGACCCUAUUUCUCGUCAAGAAGCCUUAUGGAAUGUAUUAAUUCCCAAUAAAAAUAUGAAAGAUGCAGUCAAAUAUUAUGUAAAAACAGAAUUCCCAUGGGCAAGAAUUAGUCCAACUCCAAUAGAGUCUAGUGAAAUAAAUUUCUAG